AUGUCUCUCACUCCCCACGGCAACUUUGGCCGAAGGAACAACAUCGUCGACCCCAUUCAGACUGUUAACAAUGCCAUGUCAACCAUGAAUUCUAGGAUGGAAGCCAUGCAGUCUGAGUUUGCAGCUGAACCGGCGGCGUUCGCCAACAUCAGCAUAGACGAGAAGCAGACCCGAGACGCGUACAUUUACACCGCCCACCUUCCGGGGCUGAGAGAAGAGGAGUUGAAGGUGGAGGUAUAUGGUCAGAAUCUAAAGAUAAGCGGGGUGAGGAGCAUAGUGGAGCAGCAGGAGGAUGAGACAGGGUACAGGUCUAUGAGAAGCAGUAGCAGCUCCUUCUCCAGGCAGUUCAACCUCCCCGGGAACGCGGCGGCGGACCAGGUCACCUACGGAAUCAAUAAUGGGGUGCUCACUGUCACAGUGCCCAAGGCAUGGAGGUGA
Messenger RNA from Corylus avellana, 438 nucleotides. Its product is annotated as 18.3 kDa class I heat shock protein. Lineage: Eukaryota; Viridiplantae; Streptophyta; Magnoliopsida; Fagales; Betulaceae. The record is from RefSeq and is a predicted model, not a curated record.